UGCGUUGGACAAAAAGCGGAAAACUGUGCAACGAAAACCACACACCACCAUUGUGUAAAAAACGCGCUCAAUUCUCCGGAUACCAAGGAAAACUUGCCGAACCUCAACAAAUCUUGCUCAAAAUGCCCAAAACCAAGAAACAGGAAAGCUCCACAGAUUCCGAUACCAGUUUCGAAGAUCGUACGCCGGCAAAGAAGCCAAAGUCGACGGAGAAAGCUGCCUCCACGCCCGGCAAGGAUCCGAAUGUGUUCGAGCUGGACAAAAAUCGCAAGAUCACGGUAAACGAGUUCAAGGGCAAGGUGUACGUGGGCAUCCGGGAGUACUACAGCAAGGAUGGGCAGGAUUUGCCUUCCAAGAAGGGCAUCAGCCUGACGGUGCCACAGUGGAAAACGUUGCUCGAGCACGCGGACGCCAUCAACGAGCAGAUCAAGAAGUUCUAAAGCUUCGCGCUCAAUUCCUUCCGUUGCCCUUUUUUCUCAAGCAAAAAAGCACACCAAUGUAAGAUCAUCCGAUUGUUUUGUUAAUAAAUUACAGCUCUUCUGCGUGGUCGCAGGCGUCCAUA
Messenger RNA from Anopheles arabiensis, 562 nucleotides. RefSeq names its product RNA polymerase II transcriptional coactivator (gene Ssb-c31a). Gene Ontology annotation, biological process: positive regulation of transcription initiation by RNA polymerase II. The coding region runs from base 123 to 440 and encodes 105 amino acids. Gene Ontology annotation, cellular component: nucleus; transcription regulator complex. NCBI's taxonomy places the organism in Eukaryota, Metazoa, Arthropoda, Insecta, Diptera, Culicidae. Gene Ontology annotation, molecular function: DNA binding; transcription coactivator activity. The record is from RefSeq and is a predicted model, not a curated record. The transcript is spliced from 2 exons.